UUGGUGAUAGAGAAGGUCACGGUGGAGGUCUCACAAUGUCGUCUCCAGAAAUUUCCAAGCUGUCUUGGGGCAGUAUGAAGGUUGCGGGUGAAAUGUAUAAGGAUUGCAUAGUCUGGCCUGGAGGCAGCCGGCCAUGGGACUGGAGAGAGACUGGAACAAAUCAUCACCCUGGUGUACAGCCAGCUGACCUAGAGGAAGUAGUGAAAAAAGGUGUGAAGACGCUUGUAAUAGGCCGUGGCAUGGGCGAGGCUUUGCAGGUACCAGCUGCCACUUUGGAAUAUGUCAAAGCGCAAGGGAUUGAUGUUUUGGUGUUCCAGACGGAGAAGGCAGUAAAAGAGUAUAACACUCUGGUUUCACAAGGUGUAAAAGUAGGAGGCGUGUUUCAUUCUACCUGUUAGUUUAAACCCUGGCACAGCAAGGCCUUACUAAGGGCAACCACGUACAUUUAAUAUAUGAA
Molecule: messenger RNA, 457 nt
Organism: Bombina bombina (fire-bellied toad)
Lineage: Eukaryota; Metazoa; Chordata; Amphibia; Anura; Bombinatoridae
Product: mth938 domain-containing protein-like
Exons: 1
Coding region: 36-398 (120 amino acids)
Biological process (GO): positive regulation of fat cell differentiation
Cellular component (GO): cytoplasm
Source: RefSeq, a predicted model, not a curated record